Molecule: messenger RNA, 387 nt
Organism: Auxenochlorella protothecoides
Lineage: Eukaryota; Viridiplantae; Chlorophyta; Trebouxiophyceae; Chlorellales; Chlorellaceae
Product: 37S ribosomal protein MRP17, mitochondrial
Exons: 2
Coding region: 1-387 (128 amino acids)
Biological process (GO): translation
Cellular component (GO): ribosome
Molecular function (GO): structural constituent of ribosome; small ribosomal subunit rRNA binding
Source: RefSeq, a predicted model, not a curated record
AUGCCCCUCUAUGAGCUCUUCUGCCUGGCCAAGCCUGGCCUAGGUAAGCCUCACCUUGCAUCGAUGAUCUCCAGCAUCGGCAAGAAGGUCCUGGCCAGCGGCGGUGUCCUCACUGAUGUAAAGUCCCACGGCGAGCAGGCUCUCGCAUACGACAUCAGGCGGCCGGGGGAGCGGUACUCCCAGGCCCACAUCUGGCAGGUUACCUUUGCCUCCACCCCAGAGGUGCUCAAGGACAUCGACCACAGCCUCCGCGUGGAUGAGACCGUCCUGCGAUGGAUCGUGCAGAAGCGAGAGUACCUGGACCGGCUCCCGAACACGCAUCGCGUGGCCAAGAUGGCCCAUCUUGCGGCCGUGCCAGAGCAGCCUGCUGACGCUCAGCAGACGUGA